AUGCCACCCAUGAUCAGAGACAAAACAUCGUUCGACGCGAUCGUCGACCCUACCUCUUCUCAGAACACCCUUUCACUCAAGCGAAUCUGGAGGAAAGCCAUGCCACGCGCAAAUCCUUCGGCGAAGCGGUCGCCUGAUGGGAUUUCCAAAAAGCGAAAGCUUGCAUUUCAACACAGCGAGCGCGACCAAGCUCUAUCGGAUGCGGCUGAUCUAGAGCAAAAGGAGAAAUGGGAUCCAGAUUCAUCUCUACACCAAGACGAGCAAGAACGGAACCUUAUCAAAGCCUGGAUCCACCUCGGUGAGCGUGGCCGUUCGGUAGGAUCUAGCUAUCCCAUUUCGUGGUUACGUCGAAGUCCAAUCACUGACGCGCGUCUUAAUCAGCUUUACCACGAGCGAUGCGACGAUAUAGCUCUUCCUCGACACAUCCCUUCAACUCUGUCGGUCUUCGAGAAGCGCCGCAAAGUGACAGAUUCAGGCGAGUGGAAUCGUGCUGCUGGUGCUAUAUGGAUCCGUACAUGGUAUGGCAAUGAAGCAUAUCUGGGGGACGGAUCAGGCGAAGACAUUGUCACUCGUGCAAGUGCCGACGAGGCAUAUCUUCGACUGUGGCGGAAAGCUCUGCAUCCUUAUCCGUACCAUUACCGAUUCGAUGCGGAUAUGUUUGGGCCUUUCAUCUUCGACGACAACAAUACCGCGUAUGGAGUGGCGGCACGAGACGCAGACGAUGAAGUGGAGCUGAUGGAUGAUAUACCCUCUUUCAUCUUAAGCGCCCUAAUGCGAUGCCCUGACGCAAUGGAAGGAAGUAGUGAGCAAAAGAUGAUGGAAGAGGACGAUCACACAGAAUUGGCACAAAGCUUACUUGUCGUGGUUGCAGACCGCGAGGCAUGCGAAGAGGGAUGGGUACUGCUGAUUGCCCUGAACCAUAGAGGGCAGGCGUUGCACUUGCGUGUACGGUGCAAGGCUUACCUGGUUUGGGAGCAGGUCAAUCAUUUCAGAGAUGGAGGCGAGCCGUUGGAUAUUACGGAGAGCAAAGAGAAUCUCAUGGACUACCUGGAUGGCAAUCGAUCAGGUGAUGGAUGGGAUGAGGAUGAACCCCAGAAUUAG
This is a messenger RNA of Alternaria ventricosa, 1101 nucleotides long. RefSeq lists its product as uncharacterized. The record is from RefSeq and is a predicted model, not a curated record. NCBI's taxonomy places the organism in Eukaryota, Fungi, Ascomycota, Dothideomycetes, Pleosporales, Pleosporaceae. The transcript is spliced from 2 exons. The coding region runs from base 1 to 1101 and encodes 366 amino acids.